Culex quinquefasciatus (southern house mosquito) is the source of this 20124-nucleotide messenger RNA. RefSeq names its product microtubule-associated protein futsch (gene futsch). The record is from RefSeq and is a predicted model, not a curated record. Gene Ontology annotation, cellular component: neuronal cell body; microtubule associated complex; microtubule. The transcript is spliced from 6 exons. Gene Ontology annotation, molecular function: actin binding; microtubule binding. Gene Ontology annotation, biological process: regulation of microtubule depolymerization; axonogenesis; dendrite development. Lineage: Eukaryota; Metazoa; Arthropoda; Insecta; Diptera; Culicidae. The coding region runs from base 1240 to 15363 and encodes 4707 amino acids.
CCGGUGUCAUACCGAAAUCGUUUUCGCAGAAAGUGGUGACUUGGCUCCUAGACUCUGUAAACGCCGGUCGCAGAGUGUCUUCUCCAGUGCUCGAACAAGAGGGAGUUAAAAAGAGAUAUAAUACCAAAUAGAAGAAAAAAAAAGUUGUCCAAAGAAUAUUGAAAAGGCUCGGCUUCCCACUAACUAGUCUGUCACCAGAAGAGCAGAAAGGAAUCAACCUCGAAGGGAAUACGACGAGCUCUCAGCAGCAGCAGCGCCAGCGAACGGAAGUGUUUUUCCGGAAAGUUUUCGUUUUACGCGAAAUUAAUAAAAGUUAUUCGAUUGAUAGGAAGUAAAAAAAAAGAUCUCGUUCAAGUUUAUUAUCCAACCAAAGAGCGUACAUUGUUCGCCAGUUUGAUUUUCCAAAUUGCAUGAAAAGUGAUUAUUAAGUUUCGCGUUUUUCCACAUACAAAAAGAGAUAUUCCGUGAAAUCGUCCUUUUAAAAGUGACACGUCCAAAUUUGACGUCUAAAGAUUGUCCAAUAAAUUUACAAAAUAGAAAAAAAAAGUCGUGGAAAAGGGAAAAAUUUCAUUGAUCUGUCUGUGAGUGUCGAAAGACGAAAAACGACGACGAAGAACACGCAGAAGAAGUAUCAGCAGUGGAAAAGUUUCCUUCUGUGUGUGUUGUGCAGCCUACUACGACGACGACAGUCGUUGGAAAAUUGUGGUGUGAAGCGAAGAGCACAGAGAGCGGCGCUCGCGAGUGAGAGUUUGUGAGCGAUUUUCCGAGAGCGAGCGCAGCGCACCGAAAGGACCUACCGAAAAGGGAACAAUACAGGAAGAGGUUGAAGACCCGCUUUUCCAAGAAGGUUCUCUCGUUGUUGUUGUUGUGACGGAAAAGCAAGAGCAUUCGAGUGUUGAAGAGAGAGGGAGAGAGAGUAAGCCACGAGGCUAGUGUGUUAGUGAAUUUCCACACGCUCUGAGGUCGAUUCUGACAGGACCUGAAGGCAUACACAGCACGGGUGCGGCCAUAAUACUUGGCCACUGACACACUCUCACGCGGAAAAAGGACCAUCCGGUUUUUUGCCUGUUCCGUCGACCGACAAUAUCGUGUGAAGGUCCGACCAGACAGCAACAGCUCCGAGAGCUUUCUGGAAAUCAGAACCCAGUGUCCGUGUGAGUGAGUGUGAAGAGUUCAAAAGAAGGCCAAAGGUUAAGAGUGUCGUUCCGUUGCAAACUGUCCAACCUGUCCACCGGUGCGAUGUCUGCGGGGGACCAGAGUAGCCCGCUGGAGUUGAACGGGGGUUCCGGGGCGGUGGCCACCGGAGGUGGCGAAGGUCUCAACGGCAAUGCCACCGAGAACGGCCUCAACGGUGCCCCCGGGGAAGGUGCCACCAUGAACGGCGGAGGUGGUGGUGGCGGCGAUGGCGGCACGGUCAGUCCCGGUGGUGGGGCCGGCGAUGUCAGUGAGGAGGCCGGAACCGGCGCCGGUGAUCCGGUGAUGGCACUGGAUGCGGGCUGCUCGGACGGGCCGCCCAGCAUCAUCGGCGUCGGGCCACCGAGUCCGCUGACCGGGUGCUACCUGCUGAUCAUCGUCGGUGAGCCGCACUCGCAGGACCACAAAGAUAUCAUCCUGCAGCGGCUGAUCAAAGGCUUCCUGUCAUGGGACGUGUCGGACUGUCACGUCGACCUGGAGGAGGAACUGCAUACCAUCACGCUGCAGGCCCUCGAGGGCGAGGAAGGCAAGCACGGCGAACGGUUGAUCCAGUACGCGAGCGAGAAUCUCGUCACGGAGAUUCUGAUCCAUCCGCAGAUCAACACCUUCAUCCAGUGCAUACGGAACCUGUUGAGCAGCUUCACCCGGCACCGCCACAUCAUCCACACCGGGUACACCUUCGCCGGCAACGGUUCCUGGGUGCUGCAGGAUGGAACCUUCUCGGUGGUGGACUUUCUCGAGGCGUUCCAGGAGCACGAGGUUCAGCGGGUGCUGCGCGCCUACCCGGACACCAUCACGAUGGACGUGCACUGCGCCCCCGUCGGCAACUGGGUCUCGAUCCAGGACAAGACAUUGGCCCGGCUCUGCCGCGUCCGGCUCAACCCGGUGGACGUGCUGAGUUCGGGCAGCGACAAGUUGAAUGCAUUCGUGGACUACCUGGCGUCGAUGAUCGUGCCGACGGAGAUAUCCGAGCUGCUGGAGAGUUCCGACGUCGUUGGAAACAUCCGCUUUAGCCACCCCACGCUGUACGUCUUCCCGGGCGGGCAGGGCGACGCCGCGCUGUUCGGAAUCAACGGGUUCAACAUGUUGGUUGACGGCGGUUUCAGCAGAAAGUCCUGCUUCUGGGACUUUGUGCGCCACCUGGACCGGCUGGACGCGGUGCUGAUGACCCGCAUCAACAACACCAACAUCAAGGGCAUAUCGGCCGUGGUUGAGCGCAAGCACGAAGCCCACGUCUAUCCGCAGAUUGGCCAUUUCUUCACCAACAUCCCCGAACGCAAGGGACUGCUCAGCCCCGACGGCGACAAAGAUCGCGAUCCUCUGCUGGUGGAUCUGAUCGAGGAAGGUCACCAGAUCGUGACCAACCUCAAGUCGCUGAACUUGAAAGCACAAAACUGCUACCGCGAUGCCGACCCCAUCAAUCUGUACCACAAGGUUGGCCACGGCACCCUGGACAUGUACGUCAUCAGCCCAGCAAAGGACUCCAAGGAGGUCAAGGAGUUCCUGGCCAAGUGGCACGCGGCCGAUCCGAAGCUCUUCUCGCCAAAGGAUUCCAAAGAGUUUACAUUCCCAAUGCAGAACAUAAUCUCCAUCUGCGCACUGCUAGUCUGGACUCCAGCCAAUCCGGAAGACAACAUUACAAGAAUCCUGUUCCCGGGUUCGGCACCCGAGUACAAAAUCCUCGAGGGACUGGAGAAAAUGAAGAGCGUCGAGUUUAUGCGCCAUCCGGUGUGCACCGUCAAGUCGAUCGCACCAAGCAUCUCAACGCAAACGUUCACCAAGAAAUCACUGAAGUCAUCAUCCAUCGACAAAAUCAUUCCCGAGCCAAUCCUGCCGUCCAAAGCAACGAAAUCAUUGGAAAAGGAUAAUAGAAACAUAGACAACAAACUCAAGAUGAUCGACAACAAGCUGGUCGACUCGGCCAAGAGCUCGUCGGACAUCAUGGACAGCUCCGCCGACGAAGCCAAGCUGGAGAAGCAACUGACCAAGUCAUCCGUUGCGACCGUCGCCACCGCCAAGGUCAUGUCCAAAACGGUCAAGUCCAAAUCGUCAACCGAAUCGACGACCAAAAAGGUCGACAACAAGCUAAUCGAAACCAAGAAGAUCGAGUCCGAGGAGAAGAAGGACUCCGCUUCGGACGCCGGCUCUGAAAAGGACGAAACUGAAAAGAAGGCUUCCACAGAAGAAGCGGAGAAGAAACCCGAAGAAGACAAGAAGGAAGACACUGCAAUUAUUAAGGAGGAAACCAAGUCCACCAAAAAGAUCGGCGACCGAGUCAGCAGACCGGCCACGGCUCGUUCGCGGGUGGACACCAAACCACCCAAACCAACCACAAAGACCAUCAAGAAGAAGGAUGAAACCACCAAAUCAUCCCCGACCACACCGAAAAAGACCGCCGAGCCGAAGCUUACCAACGGUGUUUCGAAGGACGACGACGCUAAGAAGGCAACUGGUCCACCGAAGACAACCAAACCCGCAAGCACCAAGCCCGGCAAGGCAAGCCCGAAAAGCACUCCGGCCAAGAGCGCCAAGGAUGCCAAUAACCGCAAAGUGCUAGAAGCUCGUCAACGCCCGGCUCCGAAAGCCGCUGCCAAGAAGGAACCAGCUGAAAAGAAAGAAGCCCCUCCGAAGGUCGAGCGCAAGCCAAUUUCCCGUCGACCUAAGGGACCCGCUUCGGCAGCCGCCGUCGGCGGCAGUCCCGUAAAGGCCAAGAAGGUCCUCAAGUCGGAAAAGGACGCCGUCAUCCGCAAGGCCAAGCUCGACAAGAACGGAACCACCGACUCCAGUCUGGUGUCCACACCUAGUGCGGACGAAGCCGGCGUAGCCGUUCAGAAGCGCAUCGUCGAUUCAGUCACGCUAGCUGGCACCUCUUCCGCCGCAAGCUCCACCGAUAUCGACCCAAUCCAGCAGCAACAGCUCGCCGAGCUCAAGGAAGAACAGGAAGCGGUUCGCGAGAUUGAAGCCGUCUUCAACAAGGGCAAGGUAACGCGCCGCGAGGUGCUGUCGGAGCAUCGCGAAAUCCAGGACAGCACCACCGAGCCGGAAGAAGAAGACGAGUACCUGAUCAUCGAAAAGGAGGAGCAGUACACGGAGGACUCGAUCAAUGAACCGGAAAGCAGCGCGACGAAGGAGGAAGAAAUUCAGAAACAUCAGCGAGACUCGCAGGAAUCGGAGAAGCGCAAGCGGGAGAGUCUUGAGGACGAGAAGGAGGAGAAGGCCGACGUUGGGAAGACGGACGAUGAAGCUGCUGAUGGUGCUGCUGCGGCAGUGGUUGAAUUGAUUGAGGGUGAAAAGGAUGAAGCAGAGGAAGAAGAACCCAAACCGGAAGAUAAGGAGUCAGAAGAGGAGAAGGUUGAUGCUGAGGAAUCAAAGGAACCGGAGAAGAUGUCUCCAAAGCACAAGCAUGAGCUCGAGGAGGAAGUUCAGGAGAUUAUUGCUUCGGCUAAGGAAAUCGCCAAGUCCAAGAUGGAAACGUCGAUGGACGGGCUGAAAACCGAAGAGAUGUCUUCCAUAAGCCCGGACGACAAAAUCAGCAGCACAAAGAAGACCAGCGACACGCGGGAUGAGAACGAGCCCGAACCGGUCGUCAAGGGCCACAUCGAACCGCCACACGAGAGCCACCACGAAGAACGCGUUUCGGCAACGGGCGAAUCUGGUGCCACCACGACCGCUCCAACACUUCCAGAAGACGAACGCAUUCCGCUGGAUGAAAUCAAGGAAGAUCUCGUCAUCGAGGAGAAGCACGUCAAGGAGGAAACCAAAGAAGUUGAAGUGGCGCCACCACCACCGACCGUAUACGAACCGCUGGAACGGCCAACACCGGCCAAAAUGCACUUCAACGCCCAGCAGCCGCACAUGCGGGACGUCGUCAAAACACCGGACGAGGUUGCCGAUUUGCCAGUGCACGAGGAGGCUGACUUUGAAGAGUACGGCGAGGACAAGGACAAGGACGACGAAAAGGAGCGUGACACCAAGGAAAAGCCAGUAACAGCAACAACAGCUGCAGCCGAGUCUGCUGCACCAGCAGCCAAGAAAGAGACUGAAGAGAAGCAACCAGAGAAGACUGAAAAAGUAACGACGGACAAAUCAGCCGAGAGUGAUAAGCUAUGUGAUACGGUAAAAGAUGCACAGGAAGUGCAGGAGGUCAUCGAGAAGAUCGAAAAGGACACCAAGGUGGAGAAGCCACCCAAGCUGGAGCCCCAAACUUCACCGGCAAAGGAAGCAGCGGUGGAUGAAGCGGCUGUUUUGAAAGAUUUGGAAUCGCAAAUCAUUUCAAAGGAGCCGGAAGUGAAAGCGGAGAAAACAGUUGCCUCAACAGUGGCAGCGCCCGUCGAACAAUUGGAAGACGACGACGAGGACGACAAGAAAUCAGUCCACGAAGAGGUGAUUGUGCCGACGAAGGUUGACCCGAAGGUACCCGCUCCUUCCGUUCUGGAUGAAAUUUGGGCAGCUCCAGAUAAGGCGGAGGAGAAGCUCGAAGAACUCAAGCAGAUCAUUGAUGGUGAAGCUAAGAAGACUACAUCGGAGUUGGUCGCCAUCAAGGAUGAAAUGGUGAAGGAGAUUGUCGAGCGCAAGGAGGAGGUGAUUGACGUGGUGAAGGCGGAAGUUGCCGAUGUUGAUCAAAAGAUCACGGAAACCGUAACCGAGUUGGGGAAGUCGGUAGAUCAAGCUGCCGGUGAGCUUUUGGAAGGUCUAACUACGAAAGCCGAUGCAGUGAGUGCUGACUUGCAGCAGAAAGCUCAACAGCUGGACGACAAGGUUGCGGCGAACGUGGAUGUUGUGAAAACAGAGGUUGAGAAGGCAGCUGCCAAGGCCGAUGAAGUUUUGACUACAAUCGCCGCUGAAAAGAAGGAAAUUGAACAACUAGCCAAGGACAUUAAGGAAGAAGUAGCCGAGAAGCUUGUGGAGACGAAGCAACAACUGGAAGACGAGUUGAACAAAACCUUGGAGAAAACAACUGAUAAAGCCAAAGGCGGAAUAAGCUCGUUCUUUGGUGGAAUUGCCGAUGGAAUCAAAUCUGAAAUUGAAAAGAUUGCCGACAAGAUGGAGACAAAGAUCAAGGAUAAGACUGAUCAGGUUGAAACCAAGCUACAAAAGGUGACCGAAAAGAUUGAAGAGUUGAACGGAAAGCAAGCCGAAGAGGAAGUUUCACAACCUGCGGAGCCAGAGCAGACAGGCUUUGAUGCACCGUUUGGCUACGAACGUACUUUUACACAAGAACUUCGCGAGACUCACAUCACCACGCUGGACUCGCCGGUAAGCGAAGCGGACAAGAUGGCCGAGCUCAAAUCGGCGGUCAGCAUUCCGCAGCACAUUGAUGAGGACAAGGAACUCGAAGAAAUCGAAACACAGAACAUGAGCGGUUCGUACAUGAUUGAGGAGGUAAAGUACUCUUCCUUUGAAGACGCCAACCUUCGUGACAUCAAGGAAGAGGAAGAGGAGGAUCGUACCUCGCCACCACAAAAGGAUGAGAAGAAAUCGUUCACACCAAAGUUGGAACCCGCUGUUCAACCGACUCGGUCAAGAACACCAGAGGACGUUGCCAAAAUAGUGGCCAACGUUGCCGAAGUUCUCAAGUCGGACAAAGACAUUACGGAAAUUAUUCCCGGCUUUGAUCCAAAGGAGCUCGAACGCAAGCUUUCGCAGGGAACGGCUCGCGAAGAAGACGUCAGCACCGUUCAGCGCAUGUUGGUCACCGCUAGCAGCGAAGACGGAGGUGAGGAGACUGUUAUUUGUCCACCCGGAACCAUCACAUUCUCAAAGGCGACCACGCCAGAACCACCAACAUCAGGCAAGACAACACCCGAAAUCAAGGUUGACGAAGAGUCCGAAGCGAAGCCUGAGAAACCCUCACUUCCAGAAGUGAAGCCGGACGGAAAGACCAGCCCGACUUCUUCAGGCAAGUCAUCUCCGGAUCUCAAAACUUCUCCAACAUCCAUCGAAGAGAAGGACAAGCACGAACUGCCGGAAAAGAGCGCUGAUGCAAAGAAAACUCCCGAGAAGAAAAUCAUCGAGGAGCGCAAAGAAUCGAUCGCCGAUCAGUACGACCGCAUCGAUGACUCGCGACGCGAGUCGGCCAUCAGCACGUUCAGCGAGCGAGACUACACCAAGGACGAAAGCUCGUUCGUUGACGAGCGCGACUCGUCCCGAGCGCAUUCGAUCUCAAGCCACAUCAGCGAUCUGAAGGAGGAUGCCGCGGAUGUCAAGUCGGUCGCCGAGUUCCUCAAAGAGACCGAUGAGAAGCAAGAUGAAGUUGGUAAAGCGACGACGAAGAAAGCAGACGAGCUGUCGAGUCCGGAUUCCGUUACGAGCCAGAAAACAGUCUCGGAAAAGUCUGUCGCAGAUAAGCCGCUGACUGACGAUGACAAGGCAGCUUCGAAGCCGGAGUCUGUAGCAGACGAGAAAACGACUUCCAUCGAAGCCAAGCUUGAAGCCGAAAAGGAAGCUUCUAGACCUGCUUCAGCGGCAAGCGAGAAAGCUCCAUCGGAGAAGUCAGUUGAGAAAGAAGCUGCGACUGAGAAGUCACCCACUGCGGAAGCAAGCAAGGAACCUUCCAGACCAGAGUCUGCCGCGAGUCACGUAAGCGAGAAAGCUGCUUCCGAAAAGAUAGACGUCAAGGAGGCUUCUCGUCCCGAAUCUGUUGCCAGUCAUGUAAGCGAGAAGGCUGCUUCUGAAAAGUCUGCAACGCUAGAGAAACCAGAAGAAUCUUCUCGACCUGCGUCAGCAGCAAGCCAAGCAAGCGAAAAGGCAGCAUCUGAAAAAGCUGAAGCAAAAGAAGCUUCGCGUUCGGAAUCCGUAGCUAGUCAUGUCAGCGAGAAGGCUGCUUCGGAAAAGUCUGUGAGCGAAAAGGCGGCUGUAGAGCAAGCGGAGUCGAAGACCGAUGAACCAUCUCGUCCGGAAUCGGCCGCUUCGCAUGUGAGUGAAAAAGCCGUCGAAUCAAAGCUUACAACUGAACAACAGUCUCGCCCAGACUCGGCCGCUUCACAUGUAUCCGAGAAGGAAACAGCACCUAAGGAACCAUCCCGACCGGAGUCUGCUGCUUCGCAGGUAGCUGAAAAGGUGGACGUAAAAGUUUCCCGACCAGAGUCCGCUGCAAGUCACGUCAGUGAAAAGACAUCAGCGGACAAGCUGUCCGAACCGAAGGAAGCGUCCAGACCGGCAUCCGCUCUGAGCGACAAAGCUGCAUCGGACAAGUCGGCGGAGUCUGGAAAAGUUGAAGCUGACAAGGACGUGAAGGAAGCUUCCCGCCCGGAAUCGGCAGCCAGUGUCGUUGGCGACAAGGAGGAGAAGGAACCAUCCCGACCGGUUUCGGCUGCUCCUUCGGAGAAGCUUGAUGUCAAGGAAGCUUCCCGUCCGGAAUCUGCCGCGAGCCACACUAGUGAGAAGGAUGAUGCGUUGGUCGCGAUUUCAGAUGACAAGAAAGACGGAAAGGAGCCUUCUCGUCCGGAAUCUGUCGCUAGUCAUGUCAGCGAAAAGGCAGAGGAGAAAACUGACGUAAAGGAAGCAUCUCGUCCAGAAUCCGUGGCGAGUCACGUAAGCGAGAAGCCAGCCGCUGAGAAGGCUGAAACUCAUGCUUCUCGACCAGAGUCCGUAGCCAGUCAUGUUAGCGAAAAGGAUGCUACUGAAGAACAGACCAAAACAGAGGCAAAGGAAGCAUCGCGGCCUGAAUCAGUCGCUAGUCACGUAAGCGAGAAGAUUUCUUCGGACAAGUCUCCGUUGGUAGACAAGGUUGAAGAAAAGCCUACCGGAAAGGAAGAAUCACGUCCGGAAUCGGUUGCUAGUCAUGUCAGCGAGAAGGCAGCUUCGGACAAAUCUUCGCAUCUAGACAAGCCAGAAGAAUCAUCUCGACCUGCGUCAGCAGCAAGCCAAGCAAGUGAGAAAGCGGCUUCUGAAAAGCCUGAUGAAAAGGAAGCUUCCCGUCCGGAAUCUGUUGUCAGUCAUGUCAGUGAGAAGGCUGCAUCGGAGAAGUCUGCAACGCUGGAGAAGCCAGAAGAAUCUUCUCGACCAACGUCAGCAGCCAGCCAGGCAAGUGAGACAGCACCAUCUGAAAAGCAAGACGCAAAGGAGGCUUCCCGUCCGGAAUCCGCAGCCAGUCAUGUCAGCGAAAAGGCUGCUUCGGAAAAGUCUGCGAUGCUGGAGAAGCCAGAGGAAAAGGAAGCAUCUCGACCGGCUUCAGCGACAAGCCAAGUAAGUGAGAAAGCGACAUCUGAAAAGGACACUCCUGCGGAAAAGACUGACGGAAAGGAAGCUUCCCGUUCGGAAUCUGUUGCCAGUCAUGUAAGCGAGAAGGCUGCUUCUGACAAAGCAGAGGAAAAGCCUGCCAGCAAGGAAGCUUCCCGUCCGGAAUCCGUUGCCAGUCAUGUCAGCGAGAAGGCUGCUUCAGAAAAGUCUGCAACGCUGGAGAAACCAGAAGAAUCUUCUCGUCCUGCGUCAGCAGCCAGCCAGGCAAGUGAGAAAGCGCCAUCUGAGAAGCCAGACGCAAAGGAAGCUUCCCGUCCGGAUUCCGCAGCCAGCCAUGUCAGCGAGAAGGCUGCUUCGGAAAAGUCUAUGACUUUGGACAAACCAGAGGAAAAGGAAGCAUCUCGACCGGCAUCGGCGGCAAGCCACGUUAGCGAGAAGGCUGCAUCUGAAAAGUCUGCAACCCUCGAGAAACCAGACGACAAAGAAUCGUCAAGACCGUCGUCGGCUUUGAGCCAAGCGGACGAAAAGGAAGCAUCCCGACCGGAGUCCGCCGCAAGCCAUGUCAGUGAAAAGGUAACGUCUGAAGGAAAGCCCGAAGACAAGCCAGUGUCUCGACCAGAAUCGAUGGUUGGCGAAACGAAACCUUCGGACAAGGCAGAGGACAAACCAGAUGGCAAGCAAGACGCAAAGGAAGCAUCUAGACCAGAGUCGUCUGCUAGCCACGUCAGCGAGAAGGCUGCUUCGGACAAGACAGAAGAUAAGCAAGACGCGAAGGAAGCUUCUAGACCGGAAUCGGUUGCUAGCCACGUCAGCGAGAAGGCUGCUUCGGACAAGUCCCCGCUGGCGGACAAAGCUGAAGAAACUUCCGCCAGCAAGGAAGCCUCGCGUCCGGAAUCCGUUGCUAGUCAUGUAAGUGAGAAGGCUGCUUCAGAGAAAUCAACACAGCUGGAGAAACCAGAAGAAUCUUCACGACCGGUAUCGGCAGCAAGCCAUGUCAGUGAGAAGGCGGUCUCGGAAAAGGCCGACGCUAAGGAAGCUUCCCGCCCAGAGUCAGUCGCCAGUCAUGUCAGCGAGAAGGAAUCUGCUGAAGUACAGAUCAAAACAGAAGAUAAGGAAACUUCCCGUCCGGCAUCCGUUGCCAGUCACGUCAGCGAGAAGGCUGCUUCAGAAAAGUCAGCAACGCUGGAGAAACCAGACGACAAAGAACCUUCCCGACCGGAAUCGGCGGCAAGCCACGUUAGCGAGAAGGCUGCUUCCGACAAAGCAAAGCCUGACGAAAAGGAAGCUUCUCGACCGGAGUCGGUCGUGAGUCAGGCUAGUGAGAAGGUUUCGGUUGCUGACAAGUCCGAAGAGAAGGUUUCGCGACCAGAAUCGCAGGCUAGCGCAGUUGAUGAGAAGACCGUUGAAAAGACAGUCAGCGAACUUCAAGUAGAUUCUAAGGAUUCUCGUCCAGCAUCGGCCGCUAGCCACACUAGCGACAAGGCGGAACCGGCUUCGGAGAAAAUCCAAGUUGCUUCAUCGGAGAAGGCACCAGAGCAAAAGCCGGAAGCCAAGGAUGACAAACCAUCAGCUGACGACAAGACAUCACAGGAUCGUCCAGCAUCUUCUGCGAGCCACGUCAGUGACAAGGAAUCGGAAAAGGAAACUGCUCGCAAGGAAUCAAUCAUCAGCGAGAAGGAAGCGUCUCGUCCAACAUCCGUCGCGAGUCACGUUAGUGAGAAGGAUGCCGCUGUCAAGGUGGAGUCCGAAAAGGAAGCAUCGAGACCGGCUUCUUCGGCGAGCCAUGUAAGCGAGAAAGAGGACGCCAAGGUUCCGUCUCGACCAGAAUCAACUGCCAGCCACGUCAGCGAGACUACGGACAAGAAGGUGAACGAAAAAGAACCAUCGCGACCCGAGUCGGCUGCAAGCCAUGCACCAUCGGACAAGUCUCCAGCCAAGGAUUUGAAAGUGGACGAAAAGAUUGCUUCGCGACCGGAAUCGGCUGCCGAGUCCGUCGUAAGUGACAAGACGUCCGAGGUGAAGCCCACUGCCGACGGAGACUUUUCGCGUCCGGAGUCGCCAGCUAGCUGCUCCAGCGAUAAGAUCGUCGCUCCAUCGAAGGAGCCGGAAUCCGGCUUUUUCGAGAAGGAUUUGGCUCGUCGUGACUCCAACGAUAGCUUCCACGGAGAGCCGAUCCCAGACGAGAAGACGUUCUCGCGGCCAGAAUCGCCCGACAGUUGCGCAGAAGACAAGAAGGAGCAGAUUGUCGAGACAAAGCCGGAAACUGUUACGAAAGUGGAAGAGAAGAUCACAGCUUCAGAACAGAAGGUCGAAACCAAGGAAGCCAUCCAGGAAGUUAAGAAGGAACAAAUCACGGAAUCGAAGCAGGCAACCACUUCAGAACAGAAGGAUGUCUCCGUCGAGGAGAAAGACUUCUCCCGACCGGACUCUCCAGCAAGCUGCGGAGACGAGAAGGAGCUGACGUCGAAGGCGCCAGAGUCCAGCGUUCCGGAAAAGGAUCUCGCACGGCCGGAUUCGGCCGCAAGCUACCAUGGUGAGCCGAUUCCCGGGGAGAAGCAGUUUUCACGACCAGAAUCGCCGGCCAGCUGCACCGAAGAUGAACCCGCUGAAGCGGAGAAGGUUUCGCGACCAGAGUCCGCGGUAAGUCACGUCAGCGAGAAGGACUCCAAGUCACAAGAUGAAUCUAAAGAUGUAAAGGCGGAAUCUAGACCGGAAUCAGUUGCUAGUCACGUCAGCGAGAAGGACUCUAAGUCACCAGCGCCAGUAGAGGCCAAAGAGGUGAAAGAAGCUUCUCGACCAGAGUCCGUUGUUAGUCAUGUAAGCGAGAAGGAUACCAAGCCACAAGAAGAAUCUAAGGAUACAAAGGAAUCUCGACCGGAAUCAGUUGCUAGUCAUGUAAGUGAGAAGGAUUCCAAGUCACCAGCGCCAGUAGAAUCCAAAGAAGUGAAGGAUGCGUCUCGUCCGGAAUCCGUUGCUAGUCAUGUAAGUGAAAAGGAUUCAAAGUCAUCAGCACAAGACGAUACUAAAGAUACAAAGGCGCAAUCUCGACCGGAAUCAGCUGCUAGUCAUGUCAGCGAGAAGGACUCUAAGUCACCAGCUGAUAAGCCAAAGUCGGAGGAAUCUCGCCCGGAAUCUGCCAUAAGCCACGUGUCGGAGAAAUCGGUGGAUCAAUCCCGUCGCGAGUCCGCAGCUUUGAGCGACCACGAAGACGAAGCGGAGAAGGUCGUCAUGAAGGAAACUCGCUCCAAGUCACUGUCGGCGGUGAUGGCUACGACGACGCAGCGAAGCGGAUUCGAGGGCAGUGCUCUGGGAGUGCUGGAGGAGACCAUGGUGACUUCGCGGGAUGAUUUGCACGUGCUGAAGACGCCACGCGAGAGCAUCACCAAGAUCGAGCCACUGAGUGAGAAGAUUGAGUCGAAGGCUGGAAUGUCUCUGUUUGGUGCGGAGCAGUUUCCGGCUGAUGGCAAGAAGGAAACGAAUGGAUUCCCGGUUGUAGGAUUGGAGCACGAGAGCCCGGAUGAGACUGAUUCGAUCAUUCCUGGGGUAGAUGUGCUGCUGAAGGAAACCGUCAGCUCGAUGAAGGAAAUUGAGAAAAUGUCUACGAGUGUGAUUUCGAUGAUUAAGACUUCCGAGAAGAAGGACGAAACGGUGAAGAUUGAGGAGAAGAGUGCUUCGACGUUGUCGUUCCCGCUGCUGGACAGUGGCAAGUCUACUCCGAUGUCAACGGACAAGGACAAGUCGCAAGCUUCGAGCAUCAAGUCUGUGAGUCCACACGAGAAGGACUCGCUGGAUGGCAGUUCGGCUUCGCUGAACACGUUCAUCGAGAAGGACAGUCUUUCGGAGAGCACAACCAAGCAUGUAACGAUCAAGAUGAGCACCGUUGAGGAGAUUGGGUGUACGACUGUUACCACGGGUAGCAAGGCGGAAGGUUCGGAGUUGCUGGGAGGUGCCAAGACUCCACCGACGGCACCGAUCAGCCCGAACGUGGUGCGUGAGGAUUUCAGCUUGGGACACCAGUUAGAGAGUAGCAGCACUAGCACCACGACCACGAUCACAUCAUCCAGCCAGCAGCAGCUUGUCGGUGGUAGCAAGCAGCAGAAGGAAGAUGUGUCUGGUAUUUCAACACCUAAAGAAUCUGUACCAUCUGGUAAAAGCAGCCCAGGGCUAAUGUCAGUUCACACGGGUAGUACAGAUAGUGCGUCCAAGUCCAUCAACCUCGGACACAGUUCAGGUAUUGAAACAUCAGAGUCAUCUCCGAAGCCAACGUCGCCCUUCCCGAAGGUGGUGGACACGUUGAAAACGGACGAAGUCAAGACCAGCUCCGGCAUGAGCACCCCGGACAUGACCCGUACCUCAACACCGGACAUGGUCGACUCGCAGAUUGAACGUGUUCCCGAGGACAAGGCUGGCGGCGGCGAGUCGGUGACCACCACGACGACGACCACCACAACCAAGCGGUACAUUGUCAAGGACGGAGAAAAGAUCGAGGUGGGAAGCACGGUCAAAACGGAGGUCGCCACCGACACCAAGAAGGACGAUGCUAGUGAAUCCAUGUCGACCUCGAGCGUUACGACCAUCACCACCGGCAAGCCGACAAAGGAAGUGGUCAAGACACCUGGAAUUCUAACGCUGUCCUCCACGGAAGAUCGCAGCUUUGCCGAAGAUUUCGACGAGAAGGAAGCAAUGUCACCGAGGUCGGACAUUUCGUCUGGACAAGCGUCACGGAUCGUAGCAGGCUGGCACGAUGAGGACGUUCCCGGAUCUCCAAUGAGCGUGACUUCGCAGGCACCAUUAUCUCCAAGCACCAAGUACACAUACGACUACGAUCUGCAGCACUCGAGCUCGGGUGUGAGCAAGAAGUCCGACAUCGAGAUCGAUGACAGUCAGGACGAGAUUCCUCCCCAGUACGGCAGUGACGAGGUCAAAUCAGCCAUCACGAUCGCGUCCGCGUACAAGCCCGAUCCGAUGAGUACCUCGUUCUACGGCCAGCUACCGGACAUCUCCGACUCGACCCCAGUUGGAAUCACCGCAAGCAAGUCCGUUCCGAUUCCGAUCUCCGCUCCUGGAAAGGCUGCCUUCGCCAAGACCUACAUGGAGUACGCAUCGAGCGGCGAAAGCAGCGUCGACUCCAGCCACCAGCACCACAAGACGAUCUCCAGCGAUCGCAAGUACCUGGACGAAGCCGACAUGGACUUUGAGAAGACGUUCGCCAAGGCCGACCUCAUGACCACGUCGAUGCACUUCUCGAGCGAGAAGGAGUUCAUGGCCGCGACGACCAUCGCCGACAGCAGCAAGAAGGAGCUGGACUUUACCGCCAGCGGACUUCCGUCGACGGCGACCACGUCGACCACAGCACAAAGCACAACACAACAGUCCAGCAGCAGCAGCAGCAGCACCAGCGCGAGUACAACGGUGACAACAUCGACCACCGCGUCGUCUUCAACCAGCCAACCGCAAGAUCCGCUCGCGUCCUGGGGCAAACCACUCGGGCUGCCGUCGCCGGCUCCGCUGAACGACGACAACAAGACCACCCCCAAGAAGGAACGCCGCACGCUCAUCAGCAAGACGAAACUCAACAACGAAAAGAACCUGCGCAAGCGGUCCGAGUCGCCGAUCAAGGGCGCCAAGAAGACGCCGACGGCGCCGGUCUACGUGGACCUGUCGUACGUGCCGCACCACGGCAACUCGUACUACGCCAACGUGGAGUUCUUCAAGCGGGUGCGGGCCCGCUACUACGUGUUCUCCGGCACGGAGCCCAGCCGCGAGGUGUACAACGCCCUGCUCGAGGCGAAGCAAACGUGGGAAGAUAAAGAUUUAGAGGUAACUAUCAUUCCAACGUACGACACCGACGUGCUCGGCUACUGGGUGUCGGAGAACGAGGACCUGCUGGCCAAGUACCACAUCGACCUGUCGCCGUCGGCGGCCCGCUGUACGAUCAACCUGCAGGACCACGAGACGUCGUGUUCGGCCUACCGGCUCGAGUUCUAGGCGACGGGGAUCUUUGUAGCGUUCUCGAAUGACAUCCACUCGGUUCACACACAAGAGUCGACGUCCGCGUCCCCGAGAGCUUCUUCGACGGCGGCCGAAGCCGCUAGCGAAGAAGCCCUGCUGUCCUAAGCUCCCGCCCUCUUUCUCCAACAAUAGCUCCCCAAAAACCAUUUUGUGGUGUUAUGUUUUAGAGUGUGUGCGUGUAUACAUUUAGGGAUCCCUAGGAUCUCUAGGAUAUAGCGGCAGGACUCUCUCUGGUAGCUGGAGAGAGUAGAAUUUCGAAUUUCCUAACCAAACCAAAUCAAACUUUAUGCAAGAGAACAAAUAGGUUACAAAGUGAAACUUUACACACACCCAUUUUGUUCCAACGUAAAAUAAAAACACACACACGCAGAACAGAACACAUAGAUCUAGUAGUUAGUUACUAUUAUUACUAUUAUGAUUAUAUUGAAUAUUAUCAUUGUGACAACACUAGCCUAAAUAACAGACAACAAAAGGACAACUACAAAAGAAAAACCUUAGGAGAAGACAAUGAAAAUGAGCUUAACGAACAUUCAACUACACACACACUUUGUAGAAAACUAACUACAGAAACAAAUAGUGCAAGAUCUCUACGAACUGACAGUUCUCUGUUUCAAACGUCAAAAAAGAAAAAAAAAACCAAUAAGCCAAACAUCCCAAAACUAGUCGAAAACGACACAAUUCAACAAAUCUCUAGCGAUUUUUUAAAACCUGACAGCAGGCAGGACACACCUAGAAGAAGCAAAGGUAGAUAGCGUUGUGAUAUUGUUUUUGUUCAAACAAACCCCAAAACAAACAACAACAAAGCUACGGUUUCCAGAAAAACGAUCAAUUUCUACCCAACUUUGGGUACUCUUUCAGUGGAAGAACAAACGUCGGUAAACACAAAAUUAAGCAAUUAAAAAAGUUUUUCAUUGUAUACGUUAUCCGUUCCAAACCACACUUCCGAAAAAAGGGCACUUCCGGGAUCCUCCGAUGCCGCGAGCACGGAACCGUAGCUAUUAUCGUGGAACCGUGUUUACCGAACUUGAUUUGUCUAGAGCAAAAAUGUUAAUUAAACUGUAGCGAAAAACGAGAAACGAAGUUCCGAUCUCGGCGUGAUCCGCCCUAAGCAGGCGGGGAAAAGCACCCAAAAUUUCCAGCAAACUUCCGUCUAAAGUAUUUUUUUCAAAUACAUACAACCACACACACACACACAUGCACACGCCAUAUUUUAGAAAUGCACUUUACCAUUUUGACAUGUGUGAGAGAGCUAAAAAGAAUAAUGAAAAAAACCGAGAAACCGACGCCAUUUUGGAUAAAUGUUUACACCGUAAUCAAUAAAAUAUAGAGGAAAUAAAAAACUUUGAUAAAACGAAAAUGCUUAUUCAACAAGAAACGCAAAUUUUGGGUGGCUUUUCGAUGGUUUACACGCAGAAAGGAAUCUGCUCGCAGAAACGUGAACAUCGCUUUAAAAAUCGUGAACAACGUUCAUGAACUACGUUUAUGUUCAUGAAAGUUGUUUACAUUGUUCACAAUUUUAUGCAUUGUUCACAAUUUUGAAUUUUGUUCACGAUUUUGAACAUUUUAGACAGUUUUGAGCAUUGCUCACAAUUUUGAGCAUUGUUCACAAUUUUGACAUUUUUUGACUAGUUUGAACAUUGUUCAUGAUUUUGAACAAUGUUCAUAACUUUGAGCGUUAUUCAUGAUUUUUAGCAUUGUUCACAAUUUUUAACGUUGUUCAUGAUUUUUGACAAAGUUCACAAUUAUGAACGUUGUUCAUAAUUUUGAACAUUGAUCACAACUUUGAACGUUGUUCAUGUUUUUGUACAAAGUUACCAAUUUUGAAUGUUGUUCAUGAUUUUGAACAUUGUUCACAACUUUUAACAUUGUUUACAAUUUUGAACAUUGUUCAUGCUUUUGAAUAUUAUUCACAUUUUUGAACGUUGUUCACAACAUGGAACGUUGUUCAUGAUUUUGAGCAUUGUUCACAUUUUUGAAUUUCACAACAUGGAACGUUGUUCACGAUUUUGAGCAUUGUUCACAAUUUUGAACGUUGUUCAUAAUUAUGAACAUUGUUCAAGAUUUUGUGCAAGUUCAAUGUACAUGGUUUUGAAUAUUGUUCCCAAUUUAAUUUAGAACGUUUUUCAUGAUUUUGAACAUUGUUCAGGAUUUUAAAUGGUGUUCAUGAUUUUAAACAUUUUUUUCGAUUUUGAACGUUGUUCGUGACUUUGAACAUUGUUCACGAUUUUGAAUGCUGUUCAUGAUUUUGAGCAUUUUUGCGAUUUUAAACAUUGUUCGCGGUUUUAAACAUUGUCUUUUGAACAUUGUUCAUGAUUUUGAACAUUUUCAUCAAUUUCGAACAUUGUUCACAACUUUGCACGCUGUUCACGAUUUUGAACAUUAUUGACGUUUCUACGAACAGAUUUUUAUUUCCGCGUGAAGGGCGGAUUUUCCAGCACGAAAUCGGAACUGGCGUGAGUUUGAAGGAAAAAAUGUGACAUUAUUAUCAAAUUAAAGUUGAAACGACAGCAUAAGAAACACACACACACAAGUGAGGAAUAUAUUUACGAUUGUUAAGUCUAUUGAAAUGUUGGCCACUUAAACGAGCCGGAGUAAUGACAGGCAAGGCAAGAUCGUAUAUUUUUAUAUACAAAAAAAAAGUGAUGAAGACAACACAAAUGAUACAGGCAAAAUCGGCUCGAGAUAAGCUUGAUGAGGCGAAGCUGGCACCUUGAAAGUUGAAUGAUGAUGGUUAUUGAAUCUCUUAACUCUAACAAAAUAACAAAAAUAAAAUCACUAAUAUUCUGAAGUAAAAAGUUUAUGACGCGAAUAAAACACAUUUGUUAAAGCAAACCCCAAGCAUUAUUUCCUUCCCGUGCAAGAGAAGAAUUUUCUUGCACCUCCAAGUUUCCAGGUCUACAUAACCUAACUUUACCCUAAACUAGCCUAAUGUAAAUUCAGUCCAAAACUUAUUUCUACUUUACACAACACACACAAUCUGCCUGAUUUGAAGUCAGUUCAUCCCCACAUGCUUAUUAAACGAAACAAGUGAAGAUCAAGUUAUACUCGAACAAAUAUUACAUUUAAACACGCAGUUGAUUGAUACUAAAGCAAACAAAAAAAAAAACUUAGAAAGUAACAAAAAAAACUUAGUGAUGUUUAUGCCAGCUAAAAAAAAAAAAACAAAUAAAAUGUUAAGUAUAAGAACAAAAUCAUCCGACAACAGCAACACCUUCACGAAAAAAAGGAAAACAAAACAGAAGAGAAUAAUGUCAGCGAGCCACUGGAAGGGAAAACGAUUGGCGAUUUUUUAUAUGCGAUUUUAAGCUUUUAUAGUAGUGUGAUGACCACAAAAAAGACAGAAUCUUUCAGAAUGCAAACAAUAACAAAAAAACAUAAAUGCAGUUCUUAGUUAGUGUUAUUCAAAAAGUAAACAAAUCAAAACAAUCGCUUUAAUUUGAAUAUAUUUCUUUCAAGCUUCAAAUUGAACCUUUUCGUUAAGAAAAAAUAAAUAAAUAAAACUGCUUCUGUUUCACUUCCGGUACGGAAACGACAAAGAAAAGAACGCUAAAAACGCUUGCUUGUUGUGGCGAAAAUUGCAAGAAAAAAAUCGAAUCGAAACUAAAACGGCGUGCCCUCCGAGCACGGUGCUACGGAAAGAGGGGGCAACGAGAAAGUCGUGCCGGCGAUGCCUUUCAGCUAAUAGGAACACUAAAAGGAACUAAAAGUAUGUGAUGGAAACAAGAGAAACCAAAUAAUCAGUGCGAAACUAAACGAGGAGGAUAAUUCAAAGGCUUAAAAAACGUGCGAGCGCGCGAGAGAGAGACUUUUUGGAUGUGAUUUUAUAUUUAUUUAUUGUGUUAGUAACUAUUUAAUUACGCAAACGUGGAUGGAUGUGCAGCCGGUGUAGUGAGGAAAAAUGUUGUUCUCAGUUUGCAAACAAGUACGCAAUAAGUUGAACUUUUUCCUUGGUUUACGAAAAGAUUGAACAGAGAAGACUAAGCUAAAAUACAAGAAAUGAUAUUAGAGUUAAUGAAAAGGAAACUUUUUUGAGGAAAAAAAAUAAUACCGACACAUUGCAUGUACUAAGCUCGAAAGCAGAACAAAAAAAAACAAAAAUAAUUCAACAGACGUAAUGUGACCUAUAAUUAUAAAAAGCAAACAAAAAAAAAAGUACGUGGAAUAAAUAAACUCUAUUUUAGAUUUAUCUAGUCAGUUGAUUGAAUGUUUCGCCAGUUCAAAAUUCCUUUAUCAAGCAAGAGCAAAAGAAAAGAAAAAACUCAACCCCGCAUCACACAGCAAGAAAACAAACGCAUUCCCUAGCAUAAGAAAACCAGCAAAGUAAAACAACUCUGAAGUAAAAUUUAAUACUAGCAACAAUCCUUUCGACACAACAUUAACGGUCAAAGAACGUCUUUCCUGUUUGAUCUUGGCUUUUAGAGGGCAGAAUGAAAAAAAAAACAUAGAAAACAGCGCAGCAUCAAGAUUCGAAAGAAAAUUCGUCAAAGAAAACAAGAGAUAUGAAAAAAAGAAACAUCUGAAAUAAAAUCUGCACAACACAAAACUUAAAUUUUUACCACUUGAAAAACACACACACUUCUAAAUGCACCAGGAAUCAAUAGUAAGCGAAAAAAAAACAAAACAACAAAAAAAAACAUUGCCACGUACCAUUCUGCAGUGUAUGUCUAGCAUGUGUAUGGUCAUCCACAAUUCCAGCAAGAUAAAAUGAAAACAACAAACAAACAAAAACAAAAAAAA